This is a messenger RNA of Haliaeetus leucocephalus (bald eagle), 3103 nucleotides long. It is a transcript of the gene EPN3, whose product is annotated as epsin 3. The record is from RefSeq and is a predicted model, not a curated record. NCBI's taxonomy places the organism in Eukaryota, Metazoa, Chordata, Aves, Accipitriformes, Accipitridae. Gene Ontology annotation, biological process: endocytosis. Gene Ontology annotation, cellular component: clathrin vesicle coat; plasma membrane; endosome. The transcript is spliced from 10 exons. Bases 807 to 2735 code for a protein of 642 amino acids. Gene Ontology annotation, molecular function: phospholipid binding; clathrin binding.
UCCCGCGCAGACUUCCCAGGCCAUCUCGUGGUGGGCAAAGUCCAGCUGGGAUCGGGUCUCCGGCCGGGACGACCGGUGUCGGAACCCGUCGCGCUGGACCUGGGGUUUGUCCUGCCGGGAGACCUGUUGGAGGCAGGAGGGACCGUCUUGCCCCAGAGGAGGAGUGCCGGUGUUUGCCGGUGUUUGCCGGUGUUUGCCAGGCCGGUGGCACCUUUGGAAAACGUGACUUUAUCUCCUGCCUGGGAGUUGGUGGAAAGCGGAGUGUGGAACCAAGUCCCGGAGGACUUUGCCGUGUCGCUGCCCUUGUUCCGAAGGCGUUUCCGCGCCAGGCGGGCGACGGCGUUGCUGUCCGCACCGUGGGCUCUCCCGGCGGGAUCCAAAGGCCGCACUGACGGGCUGCAUUGCGAAAGGGAAUCGAUACAGGGAAGCGUCUUGAGAGAAACUCUGGCCACCUGCGAGUGUGGCUGUGCCAGGAUCCAUUCUGACUCACGGGGGACGUUGCUGGCGGAGCCGUGGGGCGCCCGGCCGCUGGCCCGCGGGAGCAAGGAGGUGCUGGACUGGUCGCACGGGUUGUGUGGGAGCGUGGCGGGCACCGUGCGUGGCUUGUGGGCACGUCAGCACGGCCCCGGCCCAGCUCCGGUGGGAGGGAGCGGUGUCCCGAGCCGGGAGAGGGCUGGACACGGCACGGCGGCUGCGGUCCAGGGAGGUACCGGCACCUGAGGCGCCGGUGAGGCUGCAGCCGUGACUGCUCAUCCCUUCUUCACCAUUCCUGCCCGCCGCCGGUGGGUCUUCGGCACCGCACAGCCAUGACGACCUCGGCACUGCGCCGGCAGGUGAAAAACAUCGUGCACAACUACUCGGAGGCAGAGAUCAAGGUGCGGGAGGCCACCUCCAAUGAUCCCUGGGGACCCCCCAGCUCCUUGAUGUCAGAGAUCGCCGACCUCACCUUCAACACGGUGGCCUUCGCCGAGGUCAUGGGCAUGAUAUGGCGACGGCUGAACGACAGCGGCAAGAACUGGCGUCACGUCUACAAGGCCCUCACCCUCUUGGACUACCUCAUCAAAACCGGCUCCGAGAAGGUGACCCACCAGUGCCGGGAGAACCUCUACACCAUCCAGACACUGAAGGACUUCCAGUAUGUGGACCGCGAUGGCAAGGACCAGGGCAUCAACAUCCGAGAGAAGGUGAAGCAGGUGAUGGCGCUGCUGAAGGACGAGGAGCGGCUGAAGCAGGAGCGGGCGCACGCUCUGCAGACCAAGGAGCGCAUGGCCCUUGAGGGCAUGGGCAGCGGCAGCCACCAGGUCUCCUACGGCCGCCGUGCAUCGCCCUACGGUGACGACUACGGGCGGGCGCGGGGCUCACCCUCCUCCUUUAACUCAUCAUCCUCAUCCCCACGGUUUGCCUCCGACCUGGAGCAAGCGAGGCCCCAGACGACGGGCGAGGAGGAGCUGCAGCUGCAGCUUGCGCUGGCCAUGAGUCGGGAAGAAGCAGAGAAGAAGCCACUUCCUCCAAUUUCCAGUACAGAUGAAGAAAGGCAAUUGCAGCUAGCGCUCGCGCUGAGCAAAGAGGAGCACGAGAAGGAGGUGAGGACUUGGCAAGGGGAGAAUUCCCUGCUGCAGAGAGCCUCGGAGGAGACUACCCAGGGCAAGGAGGAAGAGGAGGAAGAAGAUAAGAUGAAGAAAAGCCAGUCCUCUAUCCUGGAGCUGGCAGAUAUAUUCGGGCCGGCGCCAGCCCCCUCCAGCCACACGUCUGCUGACCCGUGGGAUAUGCCAGAUAUGAAGCCCAAAGCGGAGCCGGCAGCCUCUGCCUGGUCCGGUGCGACUGACCCCUGGGUGCCGGUCCCAGCUGCUGGAGGGGAGCCCCUCUCCCAGGCGAGCGCCUCGUCCCAGCAAACCUCUGCCGGGCCCUGGGAUUUCCCCCGUGGCACCACUGCAGCCUCUGACCCUUGGGGGAAGGCACCCUUGUCUUCUGGCUUCCCUGCUGCGGACCCCUGGGGGACAGCAUCGCCCCCCACCCAGGUCUCUGGUUCUACACCAGCUGCCGAUCCUUGGGCCGCUGUGGCCGAGCAACCUCCUAACCCUGCUCCAGGGGGGGACGCUUUCGACCUGUUUGCAAAGCCGCCCGAGCCAGCCGAGCCGCCGGAGCAAGAGCCCUCUCAGCCACCCUCCUCGGCCAAGUCCAACAGCCCCGUCGAGCUGGACCCCUUCGGCGACCUGUUCCCCAGCACCAGGCAGGAUGGGACGAAGAGCUUCGACCUCGCCAACCUGGCCGACUCCCUGCCCGAAUCCGGCAAGGAGCGGAAGGACUGUAAAACCCCCGAGGCCUUCCUCGGCCCCGCCGCCUCCUCCUUGGUCAACCUGGACUCCCUGGUCGCGCCCGCGCCGGCCUCCAAGACGCGCAACCCCUUUCUCUCGGGUCUGAGCACGCCGUCCCCCACCAACCCCUUCAGCCUCGCCGAGCAGCCCAAACCGACGCUCAACCAGAUGCGGACCAGCUCGCCGGUGCCCGGCCUGCCCGCCGCUCUCCCCGCCAACUCCAUGACCUACAGCGCGUCCCUGCCGCUGCCCCUCAGCAGCGUCCCCGCCGCCGCCGCCGCCCUCCCCGCCUCCGCCAGUGCCUUUCCCCAGGCCGGCACUUUCCCCGAACUCCCCAGCAAUUUGCCGCAGCCUUUACUACCGCUGAGCGGCCCCCCGGCCCCGCCGUCCGCUCCGGGGGGGCUCAACCCCUUCCUCUGAAUCCUCUGGACGUGGAGACUCUCACCCCUUCCCCGGCUGUUACAAACCCCCCCGGCCUUUCCUUCCGCCAAGACCUUGGGGGGGGGGGCCCAGCGGUUCGCUAGCUGCAAGGGAGGGUGCCCCCCACGCCAGCCCCUUCCCCUGUGCCUGCCGGCUGGGGGGGCAACCAGCAUGAGCCCCCGUGCUUGACAGGCAAGAGGGGACCCCCCCCCCACCCGUCUCCCCGUCGAAGGCCAAGAGCCGCGGCCUAGGGGCCAUGGCAGGGCCCGUCCUAAGGACUGUGGUGUUUUUGGGGGGCUCCGGUGCAGCGGGCUGGGCUGGUGCAUGGGGUCUCGCUGCUGGAUGGGUCCCCCCCGGGGUAGGGGGGG